AUGACUUCACGAAUUACACCGGAUGCCCUUCGAAAGAUUUCCAGUGAUUAUAUACUGGAAAAGUUUCGUCAGCAAUCUGAGUUGAAAGACGAUCAUUUGAUCGGAAUGGGUCAAUUCCUCGAUGAAAAUGCUGAAAUCGAUUUGAUUCGUGUUUUGUUUAAUAAUUCCAAUAAUUUGCUGAGAAUGUACGGAUCACCGGAAGAGCAUAUGAAAAAUGUUCGAGUUUUCAGAAAUUUCACGAUGAGUUACAAGUAUUUCGGGACAAAACCAACGAUUCCGCUCUAUACGACUCUAUUGAUGUAUAAAAGUGUCAAAAACGAUAUCUACAUGGCGAAACCCGAUUUCUUCGUAAUUUUGGAGUAUAUUGCAUUGGAUAAGCACCCGUUUUUGCCAUACCUGGCCGAGAAUCUCUCGGUCUACAAUGCAUUCGUGGCUCUUUUCAUCAAAACGAAGAUCGAGAUAGUGAGUAAAACGCUGGAAUUCGCUCGUUUCGAUGGAUCUGCGGUCGAAGAGAUUAAACGUGAAUUUUUGGCUGUUAAUGAGUUCUGUGAUCCAGAGUCACCGAAAUUCUCCCCGAACAAUAUCCCGAAGAAGAUUACGAGUGGAAGCAUCCCAGAAUUCUACAAAAAAGCCAAAGAACUCCUCCCGGGAGUCACCGAAGUAGGAUGUGGUUCCGAUACGCUUUUUCAUCGUCUAAAAUUUGUGUAUUCCGGUAUCCCUGAUGCCCUCCGUGCCGACUUAUUCAAUGCUCUUUUAUUCGUUUUCGAAACACUUGUCAAAUGUUUGAAUGAUAUCAUCAAGAAGCACUCGGAAUUGUUCCUUCCGGCAGAUAUGACUAAAUCCCCGAUCGUCGUGAGAUUAUUUUAUGGAGGAGAAUCGAAAUUCGUAAUGAAAUCAGAAUUUCUGAAGGCAAUUGAUUCGAAUUCGAAUUAUAUGGAAAGAGUUGAUUAUGGCUAUGAGACCAUUGAUAUGAAGGAGGUGUUUGAGAAAUAUAAGGAUCAUAUUGAUCGAAUUGAGUUCAUCCCCACUCCGAUUCUCCGUACAAAACACAAGGCAGUACCGGUUCGAUUGGUGGAGAAUGAAGAGUUCUGUGUGCUCGCAGUGGAUGCUUUGUUUGAAUUACUCAGAGAAAUCAUUUUCGGAAUCAAGUUGUUCCAAUACGUCGAGGAAUGGCCAUUAUCUCUUUUUCAGCAAAUUCAUUCGGUUUUCGAUUCGAACUUGAACAAUCAAUAUUUAAUCAAUCUCCGUGUUUUCAAUGAUCUCAAAAAAUCAAUAAACGCCGCCUACUCCUCCUCGCUGUCUCCACCACCAAAAGAUGUUCGAAAUGCGAAAAAGAUGGAUUCACUAUCCAAAAUCUCAAGAAUGAGUUGA
Molecule: messenger RNA, 1371 nt
Organism: Caenorhabditis remanei
Lineage: Eukaryota; Metazoa; Nematoda; Chromadorea; Rhabditida; Rhabditidae
Exons: 9
Coding region: 1-1371 (456 amino acids)
Biological process (GO): innate immune response
Cellular component (GO): membrane raft
Source: RefSeq, a predicted model, not a curated record